AAGAAGGCCCCAGUACAAACCAAGAAACGCGCUACUUUGGCCAAGCAAUUCAAAUGUCCCUUUUGCGCCAACGAAGAAGUGGUGGAAUGCAAGAUGGAUUUCAAGGCAUCCGUGGGGAGUCUGAACUGUCGCUUGUGCGCUGCUUCCUAUCAGAUGCCGAUUCAUCACUUGCAUGAACCCAUUGACGUCUUUUCGGAGUGGCUUGACGAUUGUGAAGCCGCGGCCAAUGGUCAAAGAACGGGAGAGGCGCCUCCUGCCGAAGCACCACGGUUCAAUGACGAAGGGGAUGAAGACGAUGAUGUCCCAGAAGCUGUUGAAUUUAACGGCCGCAACAAUAAGAAACGGCCCGCACAAGAUACGGGCGCCAGGAAAAAGCAAAAGACGGGCAAAGCAGCGACAAUUACCGAUCUUGGGCUGGAUGAUUCCGAUUCGGAUGAUGAGGAUUAG
Molecule: messenger RNA, 447 nt
Organism: Seminavis robusta
Lineage: Eukaryota; Bacillariophyta; Bacillariophyceae; Naviculales; Naviculaceae
Source: the annotation of a GenBank genome assembly